CCCCUGCUGAGGGAGAUGGCUGGGGGGGUGAGGUCCACCUCCACGGAGACACUCAGCCCUCACACCUCCACCCCUCCCACCCACCCCCUUCCUCCCCACUGGACUCAUCCCUCACCCGGGCACUAUAAAAACUCUCCUGUUGCUGGAGUUGUUCAGUCUCGUUGCCAACUCCACCAGACCACCACCAUGAAAUUUGUGGCUCUCACGCUCGCCCUCCUGCUGGCCGUCGGCUCCCAGGCCGCCUCCCUGCAGGCCGAUGCACCAUCCCAGCUGGAGCAUGCGCGUGUUGUUAUGGAUUUAUAUCUGACUCAAGUGAAGGAAAGUGCCAAAAAAGCGCUGGACCAGCUUGAUGACACCGAGUACAAGACCCUCAAGGAAUCCAUGUCUCUGCGCCUGGAUGACCUGCACGCACAGAUCAAGGUUCUGCAGGGUGCCGUGUCCCCCGUCACUGACAGCGUUGUCAGCACCAUCGUCGAUGCCACCGCUGAUUUCCAGGCCUCUGUCAUUAAUGAUAUCAACACCCUGAAGGCUGAACUAGAGCCCAAGCGCCUGGAACUGAAGGAAGUCCUCGAAAAUCACAUCGCCGACUACCGUCUCCAGUUGGAACCCAUCAUCAAAGAGUACUUCGAAAAGCACACAACUGAAAUGGAGGCACUGAAGAUCAGGCUGGAGCCCAUUGUGGAGCAGAUGCGCGCCAAGGUGGCAACCAACGUGGAAGAGACCAAGGCCGUCCUGAUGCCCAUGGUGGAAUCUGUGCGCUCAAAGCUCACUGAACGCCUGGACAGCCUGAGGCAGAUCGUCAGCCCUUACGUCGAUGAAUACAAGGAGCAGCUGAAGAAGGCCUACGGCCAGGCACAGUCCAUCAGCCCCGAGGACAUCCAGGCCCUGAAGGACAAGGUCACACCCAUGGCUGAGGAUAUCAAGGUUCAGCUCACCUCUAUCUUCGAGGCCGUAUCAGCUCUCUUCAACAAGAGCUAAAUUCUCGCCGUCCUGUUCCUGUAACUAACCUCACCUCCCUGCCUGUCCCAAGAUCCAUUCCGCCUCUCUCUCUCUCCGUUCCUUCUUUCUUCACACAGAUCCCCCACCCCAAAAUGAAGCCAGUGCCUAACCAAUGCACUUCACUGCAACUAAAUGGCAGGACUCUUGCUCUCUCUCUCCCCCAAGCAAACACCUCACUUCAUGCACACAAGCCAAGACGCACACAGACACACACACACCCAUGCUUUGCUCUUCACAUGCCGAGGCCAGCUGCUUACCUAUUGUGUAGGAAUUGCACGUGAAUGAUCACAAAUGCCUGAACCUCUGUGUAACGAUGCUUGUUUGAUGAAAACUGUGCUCUGACGUGAUACAGCUCAAUAAACAUCUGACUCUUUAUACUA
Scophthalmus maximus (turbot) is the source of this 1379-nucleotide messenger RNA. RefSeq names its product apolipoprotein A-I. Gene Ontology annotation, molecular function: lipid binding. The transcript has 4 exons. The record is from RefSeq and is a predicted model, not a curated record. Gene Ontology annotation, biological process: lipoprotein metabolic process; lipid transport. The coding region runs from base 16 to 978 and encodes 320 amino acids. NCBI's taxonomy places the organism in Eukaryota, Metazoa, Chordata, Actinopteri, Pleuronectiformes, Scophthalmidae. Gene Ontology annotation, cellular component: extracellular region.